This is a messenger RNA of Limanda limanda (common dab), 1551 nucleotides long. It is a transcript of the gene map6a, whose product is annotated as microtubule-associated protein 6a. Gene Ontology annotation, molecular function: calmodulin binding; microtubule binding. Gene Ontology annotation, biological process: cytoskeleton-dependent intracellular transport; regulation of microtubule cytoskeleton organization; microtubule cytoskeleton organization. NCBI's taxonomy places the organism in Eukaryota, Metazoa, Chordata, Actinopteri, Pleuronectiformes, Pleuronectidae. Gene Ontology annotation, cellular component: microtubule; Golgi-associated vesicle; cis-Golgi network. Bases 208 to 1551 code for a protein of 447 amino acids. The record is from RefSeq and is a predicted model, not a curated record. The transcript has 5 exons.
UCAAACUGGUUCAAAUCUCUGGUUGUGUAUUUUUCCAGCACAAUGGAUUUACCUGAGAACCUGCUCUAACGCUAACCGCGGAGUCAUCCCCGCCGCCUGGCGCACGGACAUCUUGUUUCUCUCUUGUUUCUCUCGGAGCCAGGAGGACCUCUCCCGGAGCAGCGGGAGCUCCCAGCCGGUCGUCGUGUCUCCGGGUGUGACCGCAGCAUGGCGUGGCCCUGUAUCAGCAGGGCGUGCUGCAUGGCCCGCUUCUGGAACCAGCUGGACAAGGCGGACCUCGCGGUGCCGCUGGUCUUCACCAGGCACACGGACGCGUCGGAGAUGAAGCACGUCCAGCUGCAGCCGCCGCGGGCCCGCGUCGCCAUAGCAACGCAGCCGACUCGAGAAGAAGCUCGAGCCGCAUCCGGCCGCCCCCCCCGCAGGUGCGUGUCCGAGGAGCGCGUGUGCGGCUCGGUGAUGCGCGAGGACUACAAGCACUGGAAGGUGCGACCGGAACCGAGCUGCAAGCCCAAGAGCGAGUACCACGGGCCCGAGACGCCGUUCAACAGCGAGACCCAGUACCAGAAGGACUUCCGGCCCUGGCCCAUCCCAAAGAGGCUCGACCACCCCUGGAUCCCCCGGGCCGCCGCCGGGGAGGACCCGCGGCACGCCAAGGAGCUGGCGGCGCGGGCCGACGCGGACUGCGGCGUGGAGAAGAGCGACAAGGGUCAGGAGAAAGACCUGCUGCCGGAGCCCGAGAGGAAGAAGCGGGCCGGCAGACCGGGACAGGUCGGCCUGAAGGGGGACGGAGAGGGCAAGGGGAGGGCGGCGGUGGAUGCUGUCAACAGGCAGAUCAAACAGGAGAUCCGAGGCGACAGCUCAUACAAAACUGAAUUUAAGGCCUACAGAGAUGUGAAGCCUGCCAAGAUGAUCCGGGCCAAGUCCCAGUACCUGCCACCGGAUGAGAAGACCUGCCUGGAGACCAGCUACAGCGCCACCUUCAAGGGGCAAGCCCCACUGCGGCCGGCUGAUAACAAGGCCGUGGAUCGGAGGAGGAUACGCAGUUUGUACAGCGAGCCUUACAUAGACCCCAUCAAUCAGGUUGACAGAUAUAGUUCUCGCUCUAAACCCAAAAAGUCUGGAGCCACAGCGGCUGGCCAGGGCAAGCCGGUGAAGAAAGCCAAAGAUAAGCAGAGCGCCGGGCUGAAGGGCUCCAAGAAGACGACCUCGGAGAACCAGUCCGAGAACCGGCCAGCGGUGGGGGACAAGGAGAAAAGUAAAGAGAUGAACAACAAACUGGCUGAGGCAAAAGAGGUUGUGCUAAAACAGUACCACUACAUACAACUCUGCCAGCCAAUCCGAGACAUUAGCUGGGUGCAGACUCUAAAGCAACACCUGUGGGGCUGUGCACUACCCAAUCCCAGAGGUGCUGAGGACGAGCCUCUCCGACCCAGUCAUCAUCAUUCCCAGGGUGCUGUUGGAGGAGAUGUACAACCACCACUGGAAUUGCCCGAGCCUCGGAGGAGCGGCGGAGUCGUUCGCUUUGCCCUAGACGGGAACCAGACUGAGUAG